This is a messenger RNA of Hibiscus syriacus, 477 nucleotides long. Its product is annotated as MADS-box protein JOINTLESS-like. Gene Ontology annotation, cellular component: nucleus. Bases 1 to 477 code for a protein of 158 amino acids. Gene Ontology annotation, molecular function: DNA-binding transcription factor activity. The record is from RefSeq and is a predicted model, not a curated record. Gene Ontology annotation, biological process: regulation of DNA-templated transcription. The transcript is spliced from 7 exons. NCBI's taxonomy places the organism in Eukaryota, Viridiplantae, Streptophyta, Magnoliopsida, Malvales, Malvaceae.
AUGUUACUGGCUGAUGUUAUUACUCUUCCAUGCAGUGACCUCCAGGUGGAUCCCCAAGAUAUUGUUAUGCUCGUAGAAGACAGCAACCAGUCCAUGCUAAUAAUGGAAAUAGCAGAGAGAAGUCAUCAACUGAGGCAAAUGAGGGGCGACGAUCUCCAAGGAUUAAAUGUUGAAGAACUACAGCAGCUAGAGAAAUUUGUGGAAGUUGGGUUGAGUCGCGUGAUAGAGAAAAAAGGUCAAAGGAUUAUUAGAGAAAUCAGUGACAUUCAAAGAAAGGAAGUUGAAUUGAUGGAAGAAAAUGAACGAUUGAAGCAACAAGUAUUGCAGAUAUCCGAGGGUCGAAGACAAGUUGCCGGUGACUCGGAGAACAUCUUUGAGGAAGGUCACUCGUCGGAGUCAGUGACCAACAUUUGUACUUCCAACGGUAAUCGACACGACUAUGAAAGAUCUAUCUCUAUAUUUUGCUUAUCAUCAUGA